AUGCCUCGAUUCAAAGUAGAUAUUACAAGUUUAAACCGAGAAAUUGAACAAUCACCCCUAGUCAAUCCGAAAGAUACGAAUUUGAUGAGUUCAUCAGAAGAUCAGAAAUUAGUGAAGGAAUGGAAAUUAAAUCAUGUGUUAUAUCUUGCCGGCAACAAUUUUAAACCAAGUAAUGGUAUAAUUUUAGGUUACGAUGGAAAAUUAGAUAUUGUUACAUAUUCAGGAGAACCGGUAGUGUAUGCAGUAGUUAAUAACCGUUCAGAUAAACCAAAAUCAUUUUGGGAUAAGUUACGAGAUAGUUAUCCAGAGUUUUCAUUGACAAAAGAACCCCCUAUUAAUGAAAUCUUUGAAACCGAUAUUUGUCUUCUAUUCCCAAUUGCUGAGGUCUCUUACACGUAUAAUGGACCAAUAAAUAAUGUUUUUAAGUUUGAUUUAAAUAAUGAAGAGGAGGACUUCAUAACAGAUAAAUAUGCCGAAUAUGGCACUUUUUUGCUAAAAAAUUGCUUGUCGGAGGAAAAAAAUCCAUUUGAGGAUGCAACAAUAUUCGAUUUUUCUAUUAUUGAGACAACAAAUAAAAACUUUUUAAAAACCCCAAAAGAUCUAGCAGA
Molecule: messenger RNA, 608 nt
Organism: Racocetra persica
Lineage: Eukaryota; Fungi; Glomeromycota; Glomeromycetes; Diversisporales; Gigasporaceae
Source: the annotation of a GenBank genome assembly